Alternaria atra is the source of this 1593-nucleotide messenger RNA. RefSeq lists its product as uncharacterized. Gene Ontology annotation, molecular function: protein serine/threonine phosphatase activity. The transcript has 3 exons. Lineage: Eukaryota; Fungi; Ascomycota; Dothideomycetes; Pleosporales; Pleosporaceae. The record is from RefSeq and is a predicted model, not a curated record. The coding region runs from base 1 to 1593 and encodes 530 amino acids. Gene Ontology annotation, cellular component: nucleus; cytoplasm.
AUGGGCAACCAGCAGUCCAGCGGCAAGGAUAAGAAGGGCGACAAGGGCGGUGCCGACGGCGUGCCUCUUGGUCGCGAGUACUACCGCUCCUUUGAGAGAUCUGACACCAAAGACUCUACGCGCUCGUUACGCAACUCGUUGCGGAACAAAAUCCCAGGAACCGGCAAAUCCGACAGCCCACGAAAUUCUGUUGCUGGCCUCAACGAUACCAACGGCAAAGCUGACAAGUCAGAUGCAGCUUCCACUAAGUCGAGAGGAUCGCGGCGGGGCUCCGUCGCCUCAGCUUCAGCAACCAUACCGCCAGAGGCAUCCCCAGAGGUCGCUGACAAGGCUGACCAAGACCAAGACGAAGAUGAACCGCAGGCGCCGCCCUCGCCUGUCCACGGCGCGACCCUCGGAACAGGACAUGAAGGAGUGAGCAAGGCUCAGCGAACCGGCGAAGUCGACCACGUCUCUGAUGUGCCUCCUACAGGAGCAGCACAGCCACUGGCAUCUGCCCAACCCGGAGAGUCUAUCCUGCAAAGGAAGGACCAACCAAUACCCAGGCUUCCCGAGCCUCCCGCGCCCACUGACGGUUCAGGUUCUCCCAUGGAGCUCACUGCGCUCAAGACCAUGGAUCUCGACGAUAUGAUCCAGCGACUCUUAGACGCAGCCUAUGCUGGAAAAGUUACCAAGACGGUCAGCUUGAAGAAUGCUGAGAUAUUCGCCAUCUGUUCGGCUGCUCGAGAGGUCUUUCUAAGUCAACCCGCACUGCUCGAGCUCGCUCCACCUGUCAAGAUCGUUGGCGACAUUCACGGGCAGUACACCGAUCUGAUCCGCAUGUUCGAGAUGUGCGGAUUCCCACCAAACUCGAAUUACCUAUUCCUUGGCGAUUACGUAGACCGCGGCAAACAGAGCUUGGAAACAAUCCUGCUCCUACUCUGCUACAAGCUCAAGUUCCCCGAGAACUUCUUCCUCCUACGCGGCAACCACGAAUGUGCCAACGUCACACGUGUAUACGGUUUCUACGACGAAUGCAAGAGGAGAUGCAAUAUCAAAGUCUGGAAGGCUUUUGUGGAUACAUUCAAUACGCUACCUAUUGCGGCUAUUGUCGCACAGAAGAUCUUUUGUGUGCAUGGUGGCUUGUCUCCAAGCUUGUCGCACAUGGAUGACAUCAGGCAAAUUGCGCGACCUACCGAUGUACCCGAUUAUGGCUUAUUGAACGACCUGCUGUGGAGUGAUCCUGCAGACAUGGAGAAUGACUGGGAGUCCAACGAAAGAGGUGUCAGCUAUUGCUUCGGAAAGAAGGUCAUCAUGGAGUUCCUGGCAAGACACGACUUCGACCUUGUUUGCAGAGCCCAUAUGGUGGUAGAGGAUGGUUAUGAGUUCUUCACUGAUCGAGUGUUGGUCACUGUAUUCUCGGCACCAAAUUAUUGUGGCGAGUUCGAUAACUGGGGUGCCGUCAUGUCAGUCUCGGGAGAAUUGCUCUGCAGUUUUGAGCUUUUGAAACCCCUCGACUCGAGCGCGCUUAAGAGCCAUAUCAAGAAGAGCAGGAAUAAGCGUCAAAGCAUGCUUAACUCACCACCCGCACACUACGCACCUCAAAGUUACUAA